UUUCGUAUAGCCAUGAGCCUCACAGUCAGCAACGGGUCGCCAUUGAUGCGCGCCGCAACCUCGAAGGACACGAGCCUCUUGGACGCCUCGUUCCUCGCUGCCAUUGACGACGCUGUACGGUUUGAGCCCAAGCUCCCUGCCUCGGCACUGGAGCGCGCGCUCGACCACGACACGAGCUGCAACUGCGCAGAGCACCGUCGUCACCACUACCGAGGCGACGACGCCACGUCACUGGACGAAACCAAGCGGCAGCGACGCCAGCGCGCGAUCGAGAAGCGCAACCAAAAGCGACACAUCACGCCGCAGCGGCCCGCCCUUCGCGCACCGACUGUCCUCGUCGACACUCGAAACAACCGCCUCGCAUCCGCCAAGUACCGAGCGAAUUGCCGCGAGCGCACCCACCGCGUCGACGCCACGAUCCAAGAGAUGCUAGCGCGGUACCCAACGUAUGGGAUUGACGCGUACGCGCCGACGCAGCUCAUCAAGAGCGAGAGGCGACAUGACGAGUCGUUGGACGCGUACCGGAAGCGCACGAACCGCGAAGCCGCCGACUUUUCCCGUCAAGAACAGCGGCGCAAACUGCAGUUUUACAAGCUCCAGCUCCAGCUCCUCACGACACGUAUCCUCUCGAACGAAGACGACUACUGCUAA
Molecule: messenger RNA, 651 nt
Organism: Saprolegnia diclina VS20
Lineage: Eukaryota; Oomycota; Saprolegniomycetes; Saprolegniales; Saprolegniaceae
Exons: 1
Coding region: 13-651 (212 amino acids)
Source: RefSeq, a predicted model, not a curated record